AACUCCAUUCAUGAAAAGUGUGACGUGAGCAGGUCUUCAGCAACCCGGUGACGCUGCCACCCACCCACUCACAGUCCAGGUGCUGCGGGAGUUGGAGGAAUGUCUGCUGUUACCCAGCUUCUGUCGUCCUUUCUUUUUGUAUUUUCAGCCCUUAUUCUCUUUCCAAACUGUCAGUUUAGCCUUUCUCCACAGUUUUUUCUCUCAUCCUUGACUCAGUGCUGAGAAAGGACCAUGAUUCUGAGCUCUGUCUGCUGUGACUCUCAGCAUUCAGACGGACCAGUGUGUUAGGACGCGCCCCUCUCAUUGUCACUGGGCAGCCCAUGCACAUGCACGACACCAUGGGUAGCUCCCCCGAGGUGCUCUCGUGGACUUCCUGCCCCAGUUUGCUGGUGGGCAAGCUGAAGGAGGAGCUCAAACUAACUGUGGUUGGGGACGCCAUGAAGAAAUCAAAUGCACCCAACUCACAAUCUCCUCAAGCCCCUCCCUCCAACUUACCUCCUCAGAUCAUCACAGACCUGGCUCCGCCCACACACCUGCCCGUCCCCCUGCAGACGCUUCAGACGCCGGGCCAGGACGAGGACUCGAUGCUGGGGGGCAUCAGUCCCCCAAACACGGCCUUGAGCGUGGACUCGACGAGAAGCGAAGGCGGGCACUUUGACAACAGCGUGCUUCAGCUACAGGAGCAGGACCAGGAGGAGGCCGGAUCACCUGCGUCCUGUGAACACGGCGGGUGUGGAAGUGGGAUGGAGGAGCAGACUGGAGAAGGGGACUGUCCCGUGGACCACAGCCAGGACGGGAGGCAAAGCCAUCCGCAUCACCAUGACGACAUCAAACUGCACUUCCACAGAGCAGGGCCGGGGUCUGGGGGCUUCCUGGAGGGGCUGUUCGGCUGCCUUCGACCGGUGUGGAACAUCAUCGGGAAGACAUACUCCACAGAAUACAAACUACAACAGCAAGAUAUGUGGGAGGUUCCAUUUGAGGAGAUUUCAGAGCUGCAGUGGCUUGGCAGCGGUGCUCAAGGAGCUGUCUUCUUGGGCAAGUUCCGUUCAGAGGAGGUGGCCAUCAAGAAGGUGCGCGAACAGAAGGAAACGGACAUUAAACACCUGCGGAAACUAAAACACCCCAACAUCAUCAGCUUCAAGGGUGUGUGCACCCAGGCUCCUUGUUACUGCAUCAUCAUGGAGUACUGCGCCCAGGGGCAGCUGUACGAGGUGCUGAGGGCGGGACGCAAAGUGACCCCAAGGCUGCUGGUGGACUGGGCCUCAGGCAUCGCCAGCGGCAUGAACUACCUACACCUCCACAAGAUCAUCCACAGAGACCUCAAGUCCCCCAACGUGUUGGUCACCCACAACGACACUGUGAAGAUCUCUGACUUUGGAACAUCCAAAGAGCUCAGUGACAAAAGUACCAAGAUGUCAUUUGCGGGUACGGUGGCUUGGAUGGCUCCAGAAGUAAUAAGAAACGAGCCUGUCUCUGAAAAAGUAGACAUCUGGUCAUUUGGAGUUGUGUUAUGGGAGCUGCUGACUGGAGAAAUUCCCUACAAAGAUGUGGACUCCUCUGCCAUUAUUUGGGGUGUUGGCAGCAACAGUCUUCAUCUUCCUGUCCCCUCAACUUGCCCAGAUGGCUUCAAAAUCCUCAUGAAACAAACAUGGCAAGGCAAACCUCGGAACAGACCGUCAUUUCGGCAGAUCCUCCUCCAUCUUGACAUUGCCUCCGCUGACGUCCUAGGAGCUCCUCAGGAGACUUACUUUAAGUCACAGUCCGAAUGGAGGGAGGAAGUGAAGAAACAUUUUGAGAAGAUCAAAAGCGAAGGCACGUGUAUCCACAGGUUGGAUGAGGAGCUGAUUCGACGCAGGAGGGAUGAACUCAGGCAUGCGCUGGAUAUCCGAGAGCACUACGAGAGGAAACUGGAGAGAGCCAACAACCUGUACAUGGAGCUCAGUGCCAUCAUGCUGCAGCUGGAAGUCAGAGAAAAGGAACUGAUGAAGAGAGAACAGGCAGUGGAGAAGAAAUACCCCGGCACCUACAAACGUCACCUGGUCAGACCCAUCGUCAGAUCUAAUGCUGUAGAGAAACUCAUCAAGAAGAAAGGAAGCAUUUCACACAAACCUGGGAUACCUUCAACCAAAAGGCCAGAUUUACUUCGCUCUGAUGGCAUCCCCAGUAUGGACCCCCUGCCCUCCCCUUCACCGCUGUCGGCCAGUCCGAAAGUCUCCACACCUCCUGGAAAGUCUCGCUACAGAAGCAAACCUCGCCAUCGGCGCGCCAACAGUAAAGGAAGCCACAGUGAGUUUCCUGGAGUACUGAAGCCUGCUGCUGGAGCACCAGAAGACACCCAGUCUCUGCAGGAGCAGCCGUACCACCACCACCACCACCACCACCAUCCACCCACUGAGGGGCCCUUCCUCCCCUUGAAGGGCCGCGAAGAGGCUGUUGUCAACUGUGCCAACAAUUUGCGUUACUUUGGCCCUGCUGCUGCCCUCCGCAGCCCACAGACUGACCACAUGCAGCGCCGUGUGUCCGGCUCCAGCCCUGACCUUAUUUCCACCGCUGUGGAUGCAGACACGCGUCAGCGGACUACAUCCACCAGCUCCAACCCGGUCCCGGGUGCUGGUGCUCGUUCCUUGUGUCCCUGCUGCCAGGCACACCCCUUCCCUGGCUGCUUACACUGUCAGGAGACCCCUCCCACAUCCAGCCACUCAGAGUUACCCAAUUACUCGCUGCUGAACACCCAAGAAGGCACCCAGUCUUCUUUAGGAGCACCUAGCAAAGAUCCAGGCUUGGAUGGAGAGACCAUGAAGACGGCUGAGCCACAAGAGCAGGAGGCGUCCAAGCACACACACCCCCUGCCCACUGCACUGCCCCGCACACUCAGACCACUCAGGAAGGGUGGAGAUGAUUCAUCUGAAGAGGAAGAGGGAGAAGUGGACAGUGAAGUAGAGUUUCCAAGGAGACAGAGACCUCAUCGCUGUAUGAGCAGCUUCCAGUCCUACUCGACCUUCAGCUCAGAGAACCUGUCGGUGUCCGAUGGAGAGGAGGGAAACACUAGCGACCACUCCCACAGUGGACCCUUGGACAGGCUUAGCGCCAGUCAGGAGGAGCACCUGGACGAGCUGCUGUCGCAUACGCCCGACAUCCCCAUCGACAUCUCCACCCAGUCAGACGGUCUGUCCGACAAAGAGUGUGCUGUACGCAGGGUAAAGACCCAGAUCUCUCUGGGCAAACUGUGCUCCGACGAACACAGCUACGAGAAUCCGCUCCAGUUUGGGGACUCGGACUGUGAUUCAUCAGAAGCAGAGUGCUCUGAUGCCACCAUUAGGAACAACAAAGCCGGGGCCCCUUCCUCGUGGUGAAGCCCACCCCAGGGCUCUAUUCUCUCUUUGCCUGGAGGCCAUCGAUUCCUGCUCUGCCCUGCAGAUACAACAGCAAUAAGAGGACGACAUUAUCAAUAAAACUCCCUAUAGCAAAUCCCUUUGUGCAGUUUCCCCUUGAACCCCCCCUCCCUUCAUUUACCUGCCCCCAUUUCUCAGCACAGCAUCCAGGCAACCCAUGGCAGGGAAUCCCUUUUGAAUGAUAAUGUACAGUAGAUAGAAUAACAUUCAUAAUUUAUUUUUGUCUGAGUUUUGAAGGAAAAUCCAGGACCCUCUGUAUAUAUUCUCUGAUCUGAGCAGAGAGAAACCAGACAAUUGUACAUUUUCAGACUGAGAAUGGGCUAAUUGUGUGUUGGGGAGAGACUGAGACUGGACAAAAAUGGCUGACUGGCUCAUUUUACUGUGUUAAGACUGUGAAUCCCAACCAACAAGCGCUUACUCUCUCUACAAAACAACCAUCCUGCUUCAUCUCGAGCUUACAGAGUUCCAGUGACCUGCCUCCCCGGCUCCAUCCCAAGUGUGGAACAAGGAGCUCAUUUAAAAAAAAAAAAAAAUGUGAACACCAGCAUGAACAACCUGCCUCGCAACAGGACUUUUUCUCCCUCCCUCAACCGCCGUCUGAACCGGAUUCUCCGCUGAAACGUCCUAGCAUGCACCGAGCAGCUCGCGACAGCUGCUCCAAGACUGCAUGAAGUGGACAAAGCUAGCAGAGCAGCAGAGAUGAGGACCCUCCUCGCUGACCACGCUUCUCCAAGAUGCGUCAUUGUCAUCACCAAUCAGAUGUCAUGACCAGAGUUGUUGUCGAGGGAGUUAUCGGCGACGUCUACACAAAGCCCUUCCUUCUCCAUUUAGACAUUACAGUCUCAUCUCAGGAUUGUUCAAGGACUGUGACAAAUUGGACUGGACCAAUUACUGUACUGUAUGUAGGAAUGUUUAUUGAGUGGCACAUAUUACGGACCAUGCAGGAAUCUAAAAAAAAAUAAGUCUUGCCUUGAUGUUCAACCCUUUAGUGCUGUAACUUAACGCUAAGUGUUUCAGUCUCGAUCAGGUGCAGUAUCCUGUUUCUCUAAAUCACCUUGUUACCGUGUUAGAUUCUCUAGCCAGGUGAAUUUCUGCUAAUCAUUUAACAUUUAACCCGCUGUAGUGAAUAAAACAGCAAUAACGUCAUCGGCGCUCAGGUUUGGCGGAGUUUCUCGCUCAGGAUUGGUGGCGUCUAGCUGGCUAGACACGGCACAGUGACUGCAGGCCAGAACUGAGCAGCCUAUACAGCUUCAACUAGACGCUAUGUUGUUAGAUUUAUGUUAAUUUUUCCAGGACUGAUGCUCAGGUUUUUUACGUUGCCUAUUAAGAGCAGGAGCAAUAUAUCACCAGCCACUAGAUGGCGACAGCUACAAUGACUUACUUUGUUGUGUGUUGAGUAAACAUCCAUUAUUCUCCCCUUAUGGAUCCCAGCAAUAGUACUUUUUAGUCUUAUUAUUUAUGAAACAGUAUGCUGCAUCUGUGAGACCCUUUUUUUAAAAAUUUUGUUUUGUUUUUUUUUUUAUCCCCAUUUGAGUGUUUAUCAUUCACCUUAAUGAUUCUGCAGGUGAAACCCCCCCCCCCCCCCCAAAAAAAAAACGCCAGCCAGGGUUGAAUUUAACAAAAAUGAUGUCAAGAUGUCAGCUCAAGUGUGCUGUGUGUGUAAGGCAGUAUAAGGAAUAUAAGCCAGAGACAAGCCCACGGAGCAUUAAGCCGCUCUUGGUUUUCAGCAACCUCAUCUCAGUGUUAGUUCCUCCUGUUGUGUACAUAAAUAUAUAUAUAUAUAAAUCGAACACCUGUAAACGCAAUGUGACCUGUUUUUGUCCUCUCUAUAAUGUAUCGCACAGCUUCGACAGAGCUCCGAGCUUUUGUCACCGGUUGAAAACGAGCAGGAAAUUCUUUUACAUCCAUGUUGCAUCAGUAUUGAACACUACCGCAGGAGGAUGCGAGUCCUAAAAAAAACCUGAGUAGCACAAGGUGAAGCGGAAAACGACUUAUGGAAACCUGUUGCUUAAAAAGUUUUUUGGAAAGGCGUACACCUUGAAAACAGCUGCUGCCUUUCCUCGAGCCUGUACACCUUCGACCUUCUUUAUUUUACUGUUUACGUACGUGUGAAAUAACUUAGUGUAUUGUAAUGACUGGGUAAUCUGAUCAAGCUGUUAAUAGCAUUGUCUUUCUGGCAUAUAUCCUGUGAAGUAUGAUUGUUGUGGAGUUUUAAUUUAAUUUAAUUUUUUUUUUUUUUUCUUUGUAGCUGGCCUACAUGAUUGUUGAGUUAAUUUAUUAUGAAUGACCGAUAAGGUUUAGUGUUCUUUUUAAUUUCAGGCAGCUUUAGAAAUGUUUUGACCUAUGAUCUCUCCUGAAAAGUAUUAUUCAAAGGAAGCACAAUGAAUCGGUAUGAGAAGCAGACAGUAUUUGUGAGGUAGAACAUAAACAUUGUCAUAUCAUUUGCAUCUGCUGUCAUUUUUGACCCUGCAGGGGACCAUUCAUUACACAUAUCCUGAUUGCAGAUGAAGUAUAGAUUAUAUAGAUGAACUGACUUUAAAUCAAGUGGUUCUAAAGCUCUUUUUUUUUUUUUUUUAAUCUCAAUAUAAGCUUUGAGGAUUCACUUCUGUACAAACCCAAAGCCAGUCAGUGGACUUUUCACAGCAGGGUAAUUGAGACAAAAAAAACAAAACAAACACAAAACAAACUUCGAGGGCAUGUGUAGUGCAGAUUUCUGUACUACCGCAGCCAUCCUUUCCUCUAAUUAUAAUCAAAAUAUCAGUUACUUACAUCUGAAUUUCUGUGAAAUUGUCUCUAACUGUAGACAUCAUGUUGCCUCAUCCCAUGUAUCACACACCUGUUUCUUUGUUCUUCUUAUUUCCAGCUCCCUUUCCUGUCCAAUGGCAUUACGAUCAACCAAUCCUGUUUCCUGUAUUAUUUAGUGUACAGUGCAAUGGGUAUCUGGGAGAACAAAAUAAGAGCAAACAGCUGCAUGGAAUAAAUGCUGAUGUACUGUACCCAAAA
Sphaeramia orbicularis (orbiculate cardinalfish) is the source of this 6395-nucleotide messenger RNA. RefSeq names its product mitogen-activated protein kinase kinase kinase 13 (gene map3k13). Gene Ontology annotation, biological process: protein autophosphorylation; JNK cascade. Lineage: Eukaryota; Metazoa; Chordata; Actinopteri; Kurtiformes; Apogonidae. The transcript has 14 exons. The record is from RefSeq and is a predicted model, not a curated record. Gene Ontology annotation, molecular function: ATP binding; MAP kinase kinase kinase activity. Gene Ontology annotation, cellular component: cytoplasm. The coding region runs from base 321 to 3353 and encodes 1010 amino acids.